Molecule: messenger RNA, 2329 nt
Organism: Esox lucius (northern pike)
Lineage: Eukaryota; Metazoa; Chordata; Actinopteri; Esociformes; Esocidae
Product: trafficking protein particle complex subunit 5-like
Exons: 4
Coding region: 137-703 (188 amino acids)
Biological process (GO): endoplasmic reticulum to Golgi vesicle-mediated transport
Cellular component (GO): TRAPPI protein complex; TRAPPII protein complex; TRAPPIII protein complex
Source: RefSeq, a predicted model, not a curated record
UUGUAGUUGCGCUCAUACUAGGUAAUAUACUAGACACGUGACCAGAAUAGGAAGUCGCCAACGCCAAUGUUGUAGCAGCUCCAAGCGAAGAGUGAAGCUAAUCGGAAGUGAGUUGCCCAACUGACACAGUUUUAAAAUGGACACUCGGUUCACAAGAGGAAAGUCAAAUAUCCUUGAACGUCCUUUAACCCGUCCCAAGACUGAAGUCAGUGUGAGUGCCUUUGCGCUGCUCUUCUCUGAGAUGGUUCAGUACUGCCAGAGCCGUGUGUACUCUGUGUCCGAGCUGCAGCAGCGCUUGUCAGACAUGGGUCAGGGCGUUGGUGCCAGUUUGCUGGACGUCCUAGUGCUAAGGGAGAAGAAUGGGAAGAGGGAGACCAAGGUGCUGAACAUACUGCUGUUUGUUAAGGUGUCAGUGUGGAAAGCCCUGUUCGGUAAAGAGGCAGACAAGCUAGAACAGGCCAACGAUGACGAUAAGACCUACUACAUCAUAGAAAAGGAGCCUCUGAUCAAUGCUUACAUCUCUGUACCCAAGGAGAACAGCACACUGAAUUGUGCUGCGUUCACUGCUGGCGUUGUGGAGGCCAUUCUCACACACAGUGGCUUUCCUGCCAAGGUCACAGCCCACUGGCACAAGGGCACCACGCUCAUGAUCAAGUUUGAUGAAGCUGUGAUAGCCAGAGACAAGGCCCUGGAUGGCAGAUAGGGGACACGGGAGAGUGUUGUCGUGCACAUGAUGGAAAAGAACAUGAAGAUAAUGUUUAACAUUAUCACUUUUUUUAGGUCUCCAUGGCUGAGUUUGCACAGGCAGACCGGUUCAAACUUUUUUUUUUCCCCACUGUUUUGUUUUUGACCAGUCACAUUUAAUUUUUUGGUGAUCAACAAUUUAGUGAGGGGGGAAAAAAACUGAACAGAAUGUAAACAUAGUCCAUUUGCUCUAGUUACUGUAGGUAAUGGAUCUGUUGUUUGUGAUGUGGACUAAGUGCUCUGUAGACUUGACUUAUUGUGUUUUCUGUGUGAAUAUACUGUACAUUGAGCAGUAGGACAUAGUUAUUUAAAUGUUAUGAGGAGUGACCAAAAUGUGAAUUAGAUUUUUUCCCUGUAGUUUUUAUCAAAAAAGCAAACAAAAGACUGAUCCACAGCUUUUAUUUAUUUGGGACAAGGAGGGUCUAUUUAAGACAUCUUGUCAGUCCUUCACAUUAUAUGAUCCCAUGUAAUUCAAUUCAGUUUUUUCUUUCUUUCUGCAGUCUAAACAAGCAGAUACCACAUAAUGUAAUCAUUCUAACCAUACCUGCUUUUAAAUCAGAUACAAAUCUGAUUGUUGGGCAUGAGGUUUGUUUUUGAACUGUCAGAAGUAUUUGCCGUCUUGCAUUAUAUCCAGUCUGGCUGCUUGGUAGCUACUCUGUUCAGUUUAACAAAAACACUUGGCAGCUAACUUUAUAAACAACUUAGUGAGUGUGCGAGCAAAACAAACAACUAGCUAGCCAUUAUAAUGUUAAACAUUCGGCGCAACUGGGAAUGAUUCAUGGCAGGCAUUGUCUCCUGAGCUUGGUUCAUACUGCGCCUUCUCCGUCUGUGGAAGCCGAACUAUUAGACAACAUCACUGCACAUCCUCUUAAUAUUCUAACAAAGCAUGACUCCAUCAAUAGCUAACGGCUGUUUGAUCACACAUGAUUUGGUCGCAUGUAGCUCAGUAUUUAUAUGGUCUGUAAAGAACAAGCAAUAUGGGAGCUCCCACAAUGGCAUUCGGAUUUCGUCCAAACCCAAUGUCUUUUCAAUAGUUGUAUGUUGACAGAGGGUCAAUGGCUUGUCCCUUUCCAUGAAUUUCCAUUCGGUUUUAAAGACAAGAACCAUCUGCUGAGUUGAACUAUGAGGAAGAUGGGCACAUUAUCCAGUUAUCACACUCCAUCCAUGCAUGUGACAGUGGAUCAACAUUUUCUGGUGUGGGUGUUUCUGUUGUGAAUAAAGCUUGAGAUUGUUCUCAAAGAUUGUGACGGAUGUGAAUGUCAUAUAUUUAGUUUUUGGUAUUUUGACAUUUCUGGUCUCAUGAAUGACCAAUGCUUUGAAGAUUAGGCUACUGUAUUUGCUGCUACCGUUGUAUUCUGUUAUACAAUAUUUUAUGUUGUUAUCAUACAUGUGAAGGUUGUCGGUGGUCAUACAGAGAGCAUGGUUUUGGCCAUAUCCUAAUUUUGAAGUGUAGAUUAAUUCCUUACCUUUACAAUCCUGGUUUACAACGUUAUUUCAUAUGUUAAUUGUUUUCAAAUGUGCUAUGGUUUUAAAUGCCGGUAUGUAUCUGUCUAGCAAUCGAUAUUAAAAUACAUUCCUAAGAACA